AUGUUUGAAGAUCUUCCUGAACGAUGUGAUCUUGGCUCGGAUUAUGAUGUCUCCUAUUCUGACGGAGUGCUUACAAUCAAUUUUGGACCUCGACAUGGAACAUAUGUUCUGAACAAACAAACCCCAAACAAGCAAAUAUGGUUGUCAUCUCCAAAAAGCGGCCCCAAGCGGUAUGACUACGAUCUUUCACGUGGUUCCUGGACCUAUCGUCAUGAUCAAAGCGAUCUAUUUAACCUUCUUUCAAGUGAAAUUUCAGAAAUCCUAAAAACUGACAUUGUAUUUGAAAAGCCUUAA
This is a messenger RNA of Hydatigera taeniaeformis, 294 nucleotides long. The record is from the annotation of a GenBank genome assembly. Lineage: Eukaryota; Metazoa; Platyhelminthes; Cestoda; Cyclophyllidea; Taeniidae.